GGCUCCUCCUGUGGAGCUGCUUUCUGGUUGUGGUGCUGAACCAACGCCUGUGUUGUGUUACCGCUGAGCGAAUCUCCAUCCUCCGGCUUCCUCUCCUCUUCCUCCUCUUCCUCCUCGACCAUGCCGCUUUGAGAGCGCGUGUCCCCCGCCAGCAGCCAGCAGCUCGCCCCCGGGUCGGCGGUCAGGAACAUGUCGCUGUAGCGGAGGUGUGCGAUGGAUGAGUAGUGUUUGUGUUCGCAGGAGCAGUAUGGAGUCGCUGCGCUGUCCCGUCCUCAUCGCGGCGUUGGCCGUCAGCCUGUGCUCCUCACUUGUCCUCGGGGACAGGAAAUUCGGUUGCCUGUUUGAAGAUGAGCUGUGUGCGCCGUACGAGUUCUGCGUCAAUGACGGGGUGUUCGGACGGUGCCAGGAGUUGGCCGGUGCUCAGCUGUACACGUACGAUAUAUCUCCCUCUGCUCUGCAGCGCCUCAGGAUCCUGCUGCAGAAACUGGCUCACAGAGGUCUGACGUGGCAGGACGACAUCACUCAGCAGGUUAUCUCCAGAGAGCUCUCCAAGCUGAGGAAUGUCCCCCUCCGCCAUCAGGCCACGCCUCUGAGCCCCUCCGACCGCCCCAGCGCCUACAGCAGCUCCAGAGACAGAAAAGUGAGGCCUGCGCAGGUGGAGCUGAGCAAAAACCUCCAGCAGUACCUGACGGGUCUGGGCUUCCAGCCUCAGGCCGAGGUAGACGGCCAACGAGAGGGAGCCAGAGUUCAGAAUGAAGACAUCAAGUCUGAUGGUCAUUUGGAGUCCGGCUGGCCCAAACCCCAGCAGGGCUGGAAGACAACCCAUGUCUACAGCCUGCAGAAAGGAGCCGAACAUCCUCCUGUCACCAAAGUCUUCACGCAGAGUGGAGAGGGCCGGCACCCCAAGCUCAGUGCAACCCUCUCCAACCAGGACCCAGCCAGGAGCAAGCUGCUCUCCAGCCAGCUAGAGCGGCUUCUUGCCGUGGCACCAGUCGCUCAGCAGGGCUCCCCGGGUGAAGAGGCUUCCUGGCCCGAAGGAAAACUCCAUUACCUGAGCUACAUUCGGCCGGCUCUGAGUGAAAAUGCAAAGCCGCAGCCUCAGGAGGCUUUUGGCUCCAAAACCCAGAGGCCUAAUCUUGACAGACUGCUGUUCAAGGCCGGUACAAACCGACUGGGUGCCAAAGAACCUCUUAGUGUCACGGAUGAGCGGUUUAUCCAGAAUGUGGUGAAUCAGCUGGGAAGGCACAGCAUCAGCAUGGAGGCUUUAAUGGGCAAAGACCUGGACCAGCUGGCUGAAGUCAUCACAGGGGCUCUGCGGGAGGCGGACAAGCAGCAGCCCGCCGCUGGGGCGCGUCCAGGAGAAGGAGCUGCUGCCUCCAGGGGGGACAUGGACGGUAACAUGGAGCCGCCGGCAGAUACACAACCGAAUCAAGACCAGGUCCUGAAAUCAGACAAAGGGCAGGAUGCAAACCAGAAAGACACACUGGCAACGAAGCAGCAAGGCCAACAAAUAGACGGAGCAGACAAAGAGCCCGUUGACAAGCAUGAGGCCUUCUUCUCCAAGCUGCUGGACUACCUCAACCUGGAGAACUUCGGUGAGGCCUCGGAUGUCAGCGCCGGCCGACCAGCGCCCCUCCAGAAAAUGGUCGGACUGGAGAGCGUCCAUAGCCGGACAAGCCAGGUCCAAGUCCCUGUGCCCCACCGCUGGGAAGAGAAGACCGUGGUCGUGCCUGCGAAAGAUGGCUCCACGCUGCGGCUAACUGGUGGUGGGGGGGGCCCCGUCGCACACGUGGACUCAGAGAUCGAGAGGUUGAUGCAGGGGAUUCAGGCCCCGGCGGGGAGGAAGCAGCCGGUGGAGCCGCAGAAGACGGACAUGAAAGUCAAAACACAGCUGGUCCACGUGGGGGUGAAGGAGUUCUCCAGCAGAGGGAAGGACAGACACUUUGGCUACAUCAUCACCGGAACUGACUCCCUCACCACUGACCAGGGCUUGGACCUCAUGGAGCGGCUGACAAAGGGGCUGGACCUCCAGGCCACAGACCUCACCCAGCUCUCCGUCCUGGGACCCGCGAUGACUUUCAGAGUCGGAGCCAACUCCAGGAACAUCACCACCGCGGAUGUGGUUGAAGUUGCGGUCCGACAGAAGCAGCAGCUGGAGAAGGAGACAGGCCUGAAGAUAGUGGAGGCUGGAGUCAGUGAUAGGGGCAGCCUGACCCAGAUCCCCAUGGUGAAGGAGACCAGGGUGGAGUCGGGCCAGUUCCUGCUGCUCUCCGUCCUCUGCAUGCUCUUCAUCCUGGUGGCGCUGGCCGUGUCCGCCACCUUCUUCUGCGUGCGCCAGCGCUCCCACCUCCACAUGAAGGAGAAGCUGGCCAGCCUGGGGACUGACACCAGCACUGAUGCCACCGCAACCUAUCAGGAGCUGUGUCGCCAGCGGAUGGCGAUCCGGACGUCAGAGCGCGUGGAGCGGCCGGAGACCCUGCGCCACUCGCGGCUCAACAGCGUGUCGUCCCAGUUCAGCGACGGGCCCGCGGCUAGCCCGUCCACCCGCAGCAGCACCUCCUCCUGGUGCGAGGAGCCGGUGCCAUCCAACAUGGACAUCUCCACUGGUCACAUGAUACUGUCGUACAUGGAGGACCACUUGAAGAACAAGAACCGUCUGGAGCGCGAGUGGGAGGCCCUGUGCUCCUACCAGGCGGAGCCCAGCACCUGCAGCGCGGGCCUGGGGGAGCAGAACUCCAAGAGGAACCGCUCCGACGCCGUGGUCGUAUAUGAUCAUUCCAGGAUCACCUUGAAAGCGGAGAACAACCACAGCAACUCGGAUUACAUCAACGCCAGUCCAAUCAUGGACCAUGACCCUCGCAACCCUACUUACAUCUCCUCGCAGGGCCCACUCACUUCCACCGUGGCAGACUUCUGGCAGAUGGUGUGGGAGAGCGGCUGCGUCGUCAUCGUCAUGCUGACGCCACUGUCGGAGAAUGGAGUGAAGCAGUGUCACCACUACUGGCCCGACGAGGGAUCGGAUGUCUACCACAUAUACGAGGUCAACUUGGUGUCCGAGCACAUCUGGUGUGAGGACUUCCUGGUGCGGAGCUUCUACCUUAAGAAUCUGCAGACCAACGAGACUCGCACCGUCACCCAGUUCCACUUCCUGUCCUGGAUGGACCGCGGGAUCCCCGCCUCGGCCAGGACGCUGCUGGACUUCCGCAGGAAGGUUAACAAGUGCUACCGGGGUCGGUCGUGCCCAAUAAUCGUUCACUGCAGUGAUGGAGCUGGCAGGAGUGGGACUUACAUUCUGAUUGACAUGGUCCUCAAUAGGAUGGCGAAAGGUGCUAAAGAGAUUGAUAUUGCCGCUACCCUGGAGCACUUGAGAGACCAGAGAGCUGGCAUGGUCCAGACAAAGGGGGAAUGA
This is a messenger RNA of Platichthys flesus (European flounder), 3409 nucleotides long. RefSeq names its product protein tyrosine phosphatase receptor type N2 (gene ptprn2). Gene Ontology annotation, cellular component: secretory granule. The coding region runs from base 218 to 3409 and encodes 1063 amino acids. Lineage: Eukaryota; Metazoa; Chordata; Actinopteri; Pleuronectiformes; Pleuronectidae. The transcript has 22 exons. The record is from RefSeq and is a predicted model, not a curated record. Gene Ontology annotation, molecular function: protein tyrosine phosphatase activity. Gene Ontology annotation, biological process: protein dephosphorylation.